UAGGUGCCGGCGGAACGCGAGGGUCGAUUAUCAGCUGCGCGGGGUGGAAUAAAGUAAGAAUCCCGAGUCUAGCUUCGUUCUGCGGUCAACGAGAACUUCUUAUUUUGCGUCGUGAAGUUAAUUGCCAUCUGUGGAGCAUUUAUAGACUGCUGCGUUCAUCAUGCUGCGCUUGUUGAAACCGUCCGCCGUGCGUUGUGCAUUCUCGGUCACCGGUACCGGCUGCCGGCAGUACUCGGUUCCGGCACCGAAGUCAUCUCCCGAGAUUCUUUACACCGGGAUCUUCAUCAACAACGAGUGGCACAAGAGCUCGAGCGGCAAAACGUUUGAAACAAUCAACCCUUCAAACAAGAAAGUGAUUGCUGAAAUCCAGCAGGGAUCGAAGGCUGACAUCGAUCAAGCGGUCACCGCCGCAAGAGAAGCUUUCCGGCUCGGUUCGCCAUGGCGACGUAUGGAUGCGUCGAAGCGUGGCCAGCUGUUGUACCGUUUGGCGGAUCUGAUGGAACGUGAUCGUGUUUACUUGGCGAGCUUGGAGACUUUGGACAAUGGCAAACCGUACUUCAUGUCGUACAACGCGGAUGUGCCGAUGGCGAUUAGCAAUCUGCGCUACUAUGCCGGCUGGGCCGAUAAGAACCACGGAAAGGUGAUACCGAUGGACGGAGAGUUCUUUGUGUACACGCGCCACGAACCGGUCGGUGUGUGUGGCCAGAUUAUUCCCUGGAAUUUCCCGAUUCUGAUGGCUGCUUGGAAGUUCGGUCCGGCGUUGGCUACCGGUAACACCAUCAUUCUGAAACCGGCCGAACAAACGAGCCUGACCGCGCUCUACCUAGCGCAGCUGACGAAGGAAGCCGGAUUCCCACCGGGUGUCAUCAAUGUCGUACCCGGGUACGGGGAUGCCGGCGCUGCGCUCGUCAAUCAUCCGGACGUAGACAAGGUGGCAUUCACCGGAUCGACUGAGGUUGGCAAAUUGAUCCAGCAGGGUGCCGGAGCGAGCAAUUUGAAGCGCACCACCCUGGAGCUCGGUGGCAAGAGUCCGAACAUCAUUCUGGCCGAUGCGGACAUGAAGCACGCCGUGGAAACAUCCCACUUUGGGCUGUUCUUCAACAUGGGCCAGUGUUGUUGCGCUGGAUCGCGUACAUUCAUCGAGGACAAGAUCUACGAUGAGUUUGUGGAGCGUAGUGCCGAGCGGGCUCAGAAGCGCACGGUCGGCAAUCCGUUCGAUUUGACCACCGAGCAUGGGCCACAGGUCGAUAAGGAGCAGUACGAAAAGAUUCUCGGUCUCAUUGAUACGGGCAAGCAGCAGGGCGCACGGUUGGUGGCCGGUGGUGACAAGUAUCCCGAUCUGCCCGGAUACUUCAUUCAACCGACCGUGUUCGCGGAUGUGCAGGACGAUAUGACGAUCGCAAAGGAGGAAAUCUUCGGUCCGGUGCAGCAACUGAUUCGCUUCAAAUCGCUCGAUGAGGUGAUCGAGCGUGCCAACAAGACCGAUUACGGGCUGGCGGCUGCCGUUUUUUCCAAGGACAUCGACAAGGUAAACUAUCUCGUGCAGGGACUGCGCGCCGGUACGGUUUGGGUGAACACGUACAACGUACUAUCGGCACAGGCACCCUUCGGUGGCUACAAAAUGUCGGGCCAUGGGCGCGAAAACGGAGAGUACGGUCUGCAGGCGUACACUGAGGUGAAGAGUGUGAUCACGCGUAUCCCGGUGAAGAACUCGUAGGCUCGUUGCUCAGUUCUCCUUGUUUAAAAGCAUUGUUUCUUCAGGGGUGCGAUUUGUGCACAAAGUACCGGUUCAAAAAUGAUUGUAUAACGGUCAACUGUUUUUUAUGAUGUAAAAUGGUGCAUAUUGCAGAGAAAUAAAACAUUACAAAGCAUAUUUUAACUAACUAA
Molecule: messenger RNA, 1887 nt
Organism: Anopheles aquasalis
Lineage: Eukaryota; Metazoa; Arthropoda; Insecta; Diptera; Culicidae
Gene: Aldh
Product: Aldehyde dehydrogenase
Molecular function (GO): oxidoreductase activity, acting on the aldehyde or oxo group of donors, NAD or NADP as acceptor
Source: RefSeq, a predicted model, not a curated record